UUACGCCUGCUGUGCGUCAUCAGUUCGCGCCAAGGGCACGAUUGGCUCCCCUCUAACUAAGUGGCUGCUUUGUUGUCCUGGCAAUGAAUUGCGCCGGGGUGGUGGCGGCUCCCUCCCUGCGGUGGCUUCGUCUGGGCAUCUGGCGGCCCCUUUCAGCUUAUGGAAGAAGAAUCAGUGUCAGAUUUUACAAUUCAAGAAUGACCUUGGACACUAUCAAUAGGGCAGCUGUGGAUCGAAUAAUCAGGGUGGAUCAUGCAGGCGAAUAUGGAGCCAACCGCAUCUAUGCCGGGCAGAUGGCUAUCCUGGGUCGUUCCAGCAUCGGGCCCAUCAUUCAGAAAAUGUGGGAUCAAGAAAAAGAUCAUUUGAAAAAGUUCAAUGAGUUGAUGGUUACAUUCAGGGUCCGGCCAACAGUUCUGAUGCCAUUUUGGAACGUGUUGGGGUUUGUACUAGGGGCGGGAACUGCCUUGCUUGGGAAGGAAGGUGCAAUGGCCUGCACGGUGGCAGUGGAAGAGAGCAUAGCGCAUCACUACAACAACCAGAUCAGGACACUGAUGGAAGAGGACCCUGAAAAAUAUGAGGAACUUCUUCAGGUGAUAAAGAAAUUUCGGGAUGAAGAGCUUGAGCACCAUGAUAUAGGUCUCGACCAUGAUGCAGAAUUGGCUCCAGCAUAUGCUGUCUUGAAGAGUGUUAUCCAAGCGGGUUGCAGAGCAGCAAUAUAUGUAUCAGAAAGAUUUUGAAGUAUGUCCAUUUAUCCCUGUUUAUAAAAGAUGACAGUAAUUUAACAAGUGGCAUUUACAGAGAAGGAAAUGUACAAUUAUCAUUAUUUGAGUUUUGUUGAUAAACUAAAAGGUUUUCUUUUUAUCUUGUUUUUUUUUUUUUUUUUUUUGAGACAGAGUCUCACUCUGUUGCCCCAGACUAGAGUGCUGUGGCAUCAUAGCUCACAACAACAUCUAACUCCUGGGCUCAAAUGAUCCUCCUGCCUCAGCCUCCCAAGUAGUUGGGACUACAGGCUCCCACAAUGACGCCUGGUAAAGAAUCACAUUUUUUAGGUCUUUGUCUCCCAUGCAGUGCCCUGUGUUUGAUUAGCACCUGACAACUGGGCAGGGCUAUUCUCGAGGGUCUGGCUUUGGAGGACAGUGGACACCAGGAUAGUUUGGAUUAAUCCUCUACAAUCUAUCUCUUUCUUCAACCAAGAGUGAGUUUAAUUUUAUGUGAUUAAAUGAAUAUCUCUGAUUAUAACUGUGCUAAAUUCAACAUGGGUGAGAAUAAGAGUAAAGACAGUUUUAGGUUCCAAAGUCUUUUGUGCCAGGUUACAAGAGAUGUCUGUAGUGUAGUGUAGUGUUGACUAACAACUAAAAAUCCAAGCUCUG
Messenger RNA from Nycticebus coucang (slow loris), 1370 nucleotides. It is a transcript of the gene COQ7, whose product is annotated as coenzyme Q7, hydroxylase. Gene Ontology annotation, biological process: ubiquinone biosynthetic process; regulation of gene expression; regulation of reactive oxygen species metabolic process. Gene Ontology annotation, cellular component: nucleus; mitochondrial inner membrane. Lineage: Eukaryota; Metazoa; Chordata; Mammalia; Primates; Lorisidae. The record is from RefSeq and is a predicted model, not a curated record. The transcript has 6 exons. Gene Ontology annotation, molecular function: 3-demethoxyubiquinol 3-hydroxylase activity. The coding region runs from base 84 to 737 and encodes 217 amino acids.